Molecule: messenger RNA, 408 nt
Organism: Prinia subflava (tawny-flanked prinia)
Lineage: Eukaryota; Metazoa; Chordata; Aves; Passeriformes; Cisticolidae
Product: feather beta keratin-like
Exons: 2
Coding region: 73-408 (111 amino acids)
Cellular component (GO): intermediate filament
Molecular function (GO): structural constituent of cytoskeleton
Source: RefSeq, a predicted model, not a curated record
UCCCUCACAUCCUUCUCCUCACACCUUCUGCUCCUGUGUCAACAACCAGGUGAGACCCUCCACACCACACCCAUGGCCUGCAACGACCUCUGCUCCCCCUGCGGACCCACCCCGCUGGUCAACAGCUGCAACAAGCCCUGUGCCCUGCAAUGCCAGGAUUCCCGCAUCAUCAUCAACCCUUCCCCUGUGCUGAUCACCCUGCCAGGACCCAUCAUGACCUCCUUCCCCCAGAACACCGCCGUCGGAUCCACCUCCUCGGCUGCUGUUGGCAGUGAGCUCAGUGCCCAGGGACAGCCCAUCUCGGGUGGAUUUGGUGCCUUUGGCUACGGCCUCGGCUAUGGUCGUGGGUUUGGCUACGGCCUGGGAGGCCUGGGCUGCUAUGGCAGAAGGGGAGGUUACAUCUGCUGA